CCGGGAAGGCCCAGCGGCGGAGGGAUCUGCUGCCGGCCUGGCCAUGCUUGGGGGCACAGAGCGUCUGCUCUGGCUCCUGCUUCUGUUGCUGCUGCCGCCCCCGAGUGCGUGGGGAUACGGCGACCAGGCGAGGCCGAGGAAGGGGACCGAGGAGGCGGGCUCGGCCAGGGCUUGGCUGGCCUUUCAGGGCCUGCGGGAGCGACUGAGGGCGGCCGGCGCGCUUUCCAGACACUACUGGACUCGCUUCAGCUGCCGCGUUUGGCCUCAGGACUGUGGGGAGGAUGAGGGGCCGUCGGCGCGGUCCCCGGGCUGGAGCCUUGCCCUGCUGGGCCAGCAGUACCUGGAUAUCUUGAGCACGUGGUCCUGCAGCUUGUGGGACUGCUGCGACAGAGGGGACUGCAGGAUCAUCAACAACUUCACAGGCCUCGAGGCGGACCUGCGCGUGCGCCUGCAUGGCCAGCACCUGGCCCGGGAUCUGGUCCUGACAGCGGUGAGGGGCUACUUAGAGAUGCCCCGGCCAGACAAGGCCCUGGCUCUGUCGUUCCACGGCUGGUCUGGCACAGGCAAGAACUUCGUGGCACGGAUGCUGGCGGAAAACCUGUACCAGGACGGGCUGAGGAGCAACUGUGUCAAGAUGUUCAUCUCCACGUUGCACUUCCCUCACCUCAAGAAUGUGGACCUAUACGAGGAGAAGCUGACGGACCAGAUCAGGAGGAUGCAGGAGCACUGUCGCCAGACCCUGUUCAUUUUAGACGAGGCUGAGAAGCUGCACCCAGGACUGCUGGAGGCCCUCAGGCCACACCUGGAACGCCAGGCCCCCAGCAACCACAGAGCCGCGUCCAAGAGAACCAUCUUUCUUUUUCUCAGUAACCUUGGGGGCAAUAUCAUCAAUGAGGUGGUCCUGAACCUGCUUAAGGCUGGGCAGUCCCGGGAAGAAAUCAGGAUGGAACACUUAGAGUCCCGCCUCCAAGCUGAGAUUGCGGCAUCCACAGACAGUGGCUUUGGGCACAGCCGUCUUGUGAAGGAAAACCUGAUUGACCUCUUCAUCCCCUUCCUGCCACUGGAGUUCCGUCACGUGAGGCUGUGCGCACGCGAUGCUCUCCUGAGCCAGGACCUCCUGUAUACGGAAGAGGCCCUCGACGAAAUUGCUAGGAUGAUGGUGUACAUCCCCACGGAGGAACAGCUCUUCUCAUCUCAGGGAUGCAAAUCUAUUUCCCAGAGAAUUAGCUAUGUCCUGCCUGAGGGCUAGAUGAAAACUUCCCGAAGCUGCCUUCCUUCCCCCAAUGGACCCUGGGCUGUCGUGGCAGCACACUGUCCAGGACAUAACGGGUUGGAAGGGCGGGCUGGCAGCCAGCAGUCACAAGCACACGAGCGGUGGCCUUAGAUCAGAGACAGAGCCAAUGCUUAAAAUCACUUGGUGCCUUAAAGAGCCACAUUCCGAAAUGUGAGCCAGCUGGUUGGGGAAGGUCAUGCGGGAGAGACAUCCCAAGGACUUAUUAGCAUCUGCCCGCAGAUCCCUGGCUUUGGUGUUGGGCCUGAGGCUGCAGUAUGCUCGGUUACAGAGAAGGGAAAGACGAACUUCUGCUUACCAGUGGCAGGGGCUGACCUCACAUUUGCAGGCUGGGUGGGUGAGCUUUCAAGUUGUUAUUCCUAGAGGGAGGCUGAGCAGCUUCUAUCUGUGAGCUCAGGCAAGAGCUUCAGGCUAAAGGGCACAGAGGAAGUUUGUUUUUUUUAAUCAGUAUAGGUGAAUUCUUCUGCUCUGCAGAUUUUUAAGAUUUAAAUUAGUGAACUUAACAUAUGUAAAAAUUAAAAUUUUGUAUUUUUUUCUAAAACCCUCGGCUUACUUACCUUCUUACUAAGCCCUAGUAAUCAUGCUCCCAGAGCAAAAUUCCACACACCAGGUGGUAUGGGUGGGGACUGGUGGAGAUGGGGUGUGUGCUGGCACUGAGCUGACUGGGGGUCACCUGCUCUGCCAAUUUACCUCCGUUUGCUUCGGGCCCACAUCAACUGAGCCAGGCUAUUUCCACCUCUUAGUGAAGAGGCCUCCACAGCAUCUUGCCCUUAUAUAUGGAAACAGCACUCCUAUGCUCCCAGCUUUAAAGUCAUCCUGGAGGACUGAAUGGCCACAUGCAGAUGUGGGCACUGUGCCUCUGGAUACACAGGAGGUGCUCGCCGUUUUGCCCCUUCCCUUGGUUCUUCCCUUCUGCCACACUUGUGGAAUCACACACGGCCCUGCUUUCGCGUCCUCCCCGCAGGUGGUCCUUUUAUUUACAGUCCACCCCGCCCUCUCACCGGCAGUGCUAGUAAAAGGUAGACGCUUCCGCUUCUCUCCCGUUUCACCAUUCAUUCAUUCACUCCACAGCUGCCCGCGCCACAUCAGAUACCCAGUCAAUACGCAAGAGAAUGAAAGGAGCUUAGUUUCGCACCACCCAUGAGACGGAAGUAAACUUGGCCCAACUGCAGAAUGAAAUGGGGGUCAGUCUUAGGUGCCUGUCUCAGUCUAGAGCAUCUCGGGAACAGUCUGCAGCCCCCCAGUCCUGUAACAUACCUGGAUCUAAACUGUAGAGAGACACUUUAAAAGGUACGUUGUACAGCUUUAGGUCUCAGAGCCACGGGACAGCUGACUUGCUUACAGCACAGGUCAGCCAUAUCUGACGUCAUAAAUUCUGGGUCUGAACCUCAUACCUCGAGACCAGAACGAGCAGCAGACUACAGUAAUUGCAGACACUCCUCUGGGGCCAGAAACGGCUCAGCUACUUACCGCCCGCUGGUGAGACCACAGGAAAGCUGCUAACUUCAGUUUAACCUUGGUAAUGACUGUGCUUACCUCACAGGGCUGUGAGAAUUCAGUGAGUUAGUAUUUAUCAAGUACUCAGGACACAGAAGGUUGGCACCAUACUCAAAGCCCAGGAAGGGCCUUUCCCUCCAUUCUCUCAGACCCCUGGUUUGAGGUAACGUAACGUUUGCAAACACGUCAUGUGCCACAUGCACUGCCUAACCUCAUGUAAUUCUUAAUGCUGCGGAUUAAACUUUAGGGGUCAGUGUAAUCACCAUUCAAUGACUGAGAAAACUGGGGCUCUGAGAGGUUUAAUCAUCUUUACAGAACUCAUCAGUGGAGAAAUGGGAUUCAACUCAGGCAGUCCAACUCCAAUGCUUUAAUGACUUGUUUCUAAAAUGAUUUUUUUUUUUUUUUUUUGGUGAAUGCUAUAGCCUUGGGUUUGGAAAGUAUUGCAAGCAAUACAGAGAAGGAGAAGAUAACAAUGGGAGGUUCUCCUCAGAAAAAUCUGAAACAAGAAUUCCUAAAGUAAAACUGUGUGGGAGAAAAGGAGACAGUGGAGGGUACGAGGUGUAUAAACUGACGCUUAACAGGGUCGAGGAGGAAGUUUUCCUUCUUCCCUUGCUACAGUCUUGCUGGCCUAGUAACUGACAUAAGAUUAAGA
Odocoileus virginianus texanus is the source of this 3440-nucleotide messenger RNA. It is a transcript of the gene TOR3A, whose product is annotated as torsin family 3 member A. Gene Ontology annotation, cellular component: nuclear envelope; endoplasmic reticulum lumen. NCBI's taxonomy places the organism in Eukaryota, Metazoa, Chordata, Mammalia, Artiodactyla, Cervidae. Gene Ontology annotation, molecular function: ATP hydrolysis activity; ATP binding. The record is from RefSeq and is a predicted model, not a curated record.